AUGGAAAGUGAAGAGGCAUUGGUAGUAAGUGAAUUGUAUGAUUUCUAAUAAUUGCUUACUAAAAAAGUAAAGGAUAAUUUUUAUUUGAUAUUAAUAAUGAGAAAUGAUAAUUCCCCUGUUAAUUAAUAAACUAAAGGUAAUGUGAGUAUUCAGAAUUAAUCUCCAAGAAAACAACACACACCUUAAGAUACAAUGUAAUAGGUCUUACAAUUCAAUCCUUAAUUAUUAAAUCUAAAAUCCUCUUCGCCUCACAGACCAAAAGAUUAACCAAAGGAAAGCUUCUACUUUGUGUAGGAUGAUGGCUAAAGAUAAUAAGAAACAUAGCUUAAGUUUAAUAAAGUGAAGAAUAAUUACCAAAUUACUAAGCAGUUAACAAAUAGAAGCGAUAAACAACGAAAGCGAGUUGAUCUGUCGAGCAAUGUAUUUGAGAAUACUCAAAAUGCGGAUGUGAUUUCUAAAUCCCCUGAGAAUUAACAACUAAUUAAUACGUCAGUCUAAUGGACAAAUGUGCAUUAUGGUAAAGUACUUACUUCUGUGAAUGAGAAGGCAGAAUUUGGUAAAGAUUAUGCAAAACAAAGGAAACACCAAGAUCUACAACAAUAAUAUCAGGAGAGUACAAAACAUAAAAGCCCUUCAAAAAUAAUAGAGAAUGAGAUUAAUAUUUAGUCUAAGAAAUAAAAUUAACAAUUCUCUGAUGUUUUUGGGCAGGAAUUGGGAAACAAAGAAAGAAAGUGGUUAAGACCAUAACGUAGUCUUUCCCCUUAAAUAAAAUGGACAGCCUUCGAUAGUACUCGAGAUUACAAAGAUUUCGGUGAUAUGAGUAUUAAAGUAUAAACCUAUAUUACGAUUUAUAGGAGUCAAAGUUACGCAACAUAAACACUGAUAAUCAAAAGGAUAAUCAGAAAGACACUCAUAAAUUGAAUCACCCUCUGACUUCGCCAUUUUUUGAUGUAAACCAUAUAAUAGCAAUAUUGAUAGUGUCAAAUAUCCUAUGAAAAGAUCAAAGGGUAAUAUAAACAAUAGAAUUAAUUCAAACACGUAGAGAAUGGGUCUUCAAAGCAAUUUGGACAAGAGAAAAAGAUCGAAUAGAGUAGUAGUAAUAAAAAAUAUGAAGGGAUCUACUCCUGGAAAAACAACUAUUAAAAAUGA
This is a messenger RNA of Paramecium octaurelia, 1149 nucleotides long. NCBI's taxonomy places the organism in Eukaryota, Ciliophora, Oligohymenophorea, Peniculida, Parameciidae. The record is from the annotation of a GenBank genome assembly.